Messenger RNA from Sitophilus oryzae (rice weevil), 823 nucleotides. RefSeq names its product MAPK regulated corepressor interacting protein 2. Bases 152 to 565 code for a protein of 137 amino acids. The record is from RefSeq and is a predicted model, not a curated record. The transcript is spliced from 4 exons. NCBI's taxonomy places the organism in Eukaryota, Metazoa, Arthropoda, Insecta, Coleoptera, Curculionidae.
UGUCAAAGUUACUGGGACAUUUUUCUUUAGAUUUUUUAAGGUUAGGAAUCAUUUAAAAAUCUUGUUAAAAAUAUAUAUUUUUUCUUAUAACAGCCCCUCUAAAUAGUUUAACUAGUGUUUAAAACAAUUUCUCGUGUUAGAAUAAAGGGUAAUGUACAAUAUUAAAGGUCCCAGUAAAAUUGUAGCUAAAACCACUAGAAGAGGUAUAUCUCAGAGCAUAGAGAAUUACAAAGACUAUGGAAAGAACAAGUUGGUCGACGAUGACAAUAAUAUUUGUAACAAUGUCCCAAAAAUAGUUUUCCAAAAAAGGACUGUUCCAUGUAGUAAUAAGCAAGAAAGUAUGACACCAGAACAAGUUGAUGUAAUCAAAUUUAUACACGAAUCAUGGUCGACAGUUAUUUCUGAGUAUGAACAGCAACCAGAGGAUAGGAAUCACACAGUAUGUUUCUUCCAAGAAGAGAAUUGUGAUAAAUUGCAAGACUUCAAACCGUUUGAUUUAGAAUCUUGGUGGGGAAAAAGAUUGUACGCACACAUCACAUCCUCAACGGAAACCUUAAAAGAUUGAAUUAGUCGAAAAAAAACUUAGGCAAUAAAUUUUAGCAAACAAAACAAACUCCAAUAAAUUUGUAUAUAUUAGCGUGUAAGUGAGUAACAUUGUGCAAUAUAUUUUUCUUUGUUUUUAAAUGAUAAGUAUGUAUCAUUAAAUGACACUUUUUAGAAGACUGUAAAUUGUACAAAAAAUCAACAAGUUGUGCUUUUCUUGUUAUUGUACAUAAUAUUAGCGUUGACUGCGUGCUGAUAAUAAAUGAUUAAGAAAUUGGAA